Molecule: messenger RNA, 1754 nt
Organism: Podarcis lilfordi (Lilford's wall lizard)
Lineage: Eukaryota; Metazoa; Chordata; Lepidosauria; Squamata; Lacertidae
Source: the annotation of a GenBank genome assembly
AUGAAAGGCCGGGCUCCGGGAGACCCCCUGACUAUAAGCAGCGGGCACAAUAACAGGGGGCCAUGUAAUAGUUGCGGGGUAGCGGCGAGAAAUCCUAUCGGAAAAGGCUCCAUGGUGAGGUUACGGCAGCGUGAAUGCAUCGGACGCCACGUUUCCUUACAAAGCCCAGCAGCGUAAAACGUGUGUGUGUUGUGUGGGGGGGUGGAGUAUAAAGCGCCUCGUCCCCUCCGAUACAUGCAGGGAGGCGGGAGAGAAUGAGAAAAGGGAGUCCCGUUGCCACGGCAACCGCCGCUGCCCGCAUCUCUCCCUAGCCGCCCCGCGCGGAGGAAGAACCAUAGAGUACUUCCGGUGGCGGCGGCAGGAGGGGCGUCACGGCGGAAGGGGCUGCGCUUUGUUUGGACCAGAGGAGGUCGGUGUGAGGGUGAGUGGCUGGGAGAUUGGAGUGGGGUGGGGGGUGGCAUGCCUGGCGUGGCCUUCGCUCCGGCUCGGGGUUCGAGAGUUCUCCAAGGGACGAAUGCCGCCGAGCCCCAAGAGACCCUGAGGCCCCUUCUCCUGGCCUCUCGCCGCGGGGUCUCCUUCCUCUUUCAGCCGAGCGGACCCUCGCCGAGAGGGAGCGGAGGCCCUGCCUCGGCCCUUUACGACUCUCGGGAAGUUUUCACUCCGGCUUAGGGUUGCUCUUUCGGGGGGGGCGGGGGUCAGGCCGGGCGAUGCUGCGAAGUUUCAGGUGAGCUGUGGAUUUCAGGUGUGCCCAGGAUUUCCAGGGGGGAGAACUUCGUCACGUUGUUGUCACUGCUCUUGAGCCGAAAAUAUCCUCAGUCCACACCGAGGGCAAAGAGAUCGGCUCUUAGUUUUCUACUUAAAAAAAAAAAAAAAAAGCAAAACCACACACACACACAUGAUCAACGUUGCCUGUCAUCAAAAGUACCGCAGGAUGGUACCCAGUUCACAGAAAACAGCCAAACUGCUCCAUCGCCAAAUAAAAAGAAGCAGCAACUUUUGAAGAAAGAUAUGGGGUGGGGGCAUCAUAUCUGACUGGUCCAAUGUGUUCCUAAUAAAGUUUGCGUCUCCAUCUUUGUAACACAACUGCUAAAAGCAGAUCAUGGUUGUGUCUUAAGAACACAUACUGCGUGGAAACAGCACAUAAUGAUCAGAAGUACAGUAAGGAUGUACGGUUCAUUUCAAAGACACAAGUGGAAUCCCUAGGGUUUCUGAGGAGCUUUUGGGGGGGGUGCCUCACCAAUAAGUUGUGGAGGGGUAGCUAUAUAUAGUCUAUUGUAACAAAACAACGAAGUGUCUUGUAGUGCCUUAAAAACUAACAGAUUUGUGACAGAAUGAUAGUAAUGGUGACUAAGCCUUCCUCAAAGGCUGUUUUUCCUCUCUGCAUUGUGCAGCCAUAGGGGGGAGCAUUUGGCAUGCUCUUAAAUGCAUUUUUCUUUUAUGGUAUAAUUUACAGCAGACCUGGCCAGGACGCCAUAUUAACUAAGUGCAUUCUACAAUUCUCUUCAGAAUUAUUGGCAUAUCAGAAGUGGGUCUAUGGUAGAUGCAUAGGUGCUCUUUAUAAAUUAAUGUGAAAAGGUAAAAGUCCAUAGAAUAGACAGUUAAAAUCUAUGUUAAAAUCCAGACAGUACGAUAGGAUAGAAAAUACUUUUGAUCUAUCAAAACAAAUGCAUGUAAAUGAAUAUUUUAAUGCAUGGCUUUUUAUCUUCCUUUCUAUAGCUCUUGUGGGACAAAUCAAGUCUGAAUCCUUGCCGUAA